Molecule: messenger RNA, 426 nt
Organism: Peromyscus eremicus (cactus mouse)
Lineage: Eukaryota; Metazoa; Chordata; Mammalia; Rodentia; Cricetidae
Gene: Rln3
Product: relaxin 3
Exons: 2
Coding region: 1-426 (141 amino acids)
Cellular component (GO): extracellular region
Molecular function (GO): hormone activity
Source: RefSeq, a predicted model, not a curated record
AUGGCAACGCUCGGGCUGCUGCUGCUGGCUUCCUGGGCUCUCACUGGGACUCUGCAGCUGCAGGCGGAGGCCAGGCCAGCGCCCUACGGGGUGAAGCUGUGUGGCCGCGAGUUCAUCCGAGCGGUCAUCUUCACCUGUGGGGGCUCACGAUGGCGCCGGGCAGACAUCUUGGCCCACGACUCUCUGGGGGACUUCUUCCCGGAUGCAGAAGCCAACACGGACCACUUGGCCAGCGAACUGGACGAAGCUGUGGGCUCCAGCGAGUGGCUAGCCCUGACCAAAUCCCCCCAGGCCUUCUAUGGUAGUCGACCCAGCUGGCAAGGGUCGCCUGGAGCGGUUAGGGGCAGCAGAGAUGUCCUGGCUGGCCUUUCCAGCAGCUGCUGCGAGUGGGGCUGUAGCAAGAGCCAAAUUAGCAGCUUGUGCUAG